GCGUGCCAUGCGCGCGGGAGGGCGGGUCCAGCGGCGUUAACUCCUCCGUGACCGGUGACCGCCUCCGGCGGCGGCGAUCCCCGGGGGCUCUGCCCUGUGCCAUGGCCCAGGCGGCCUGAGCCGGGGGCGGGGGCAGCCCCAUGCGGCUCGAGUAGCGCCCGUCCCCGAGGGAGCGGAGCGCGAUGGCUGACACGGUGCCCGCCGAGCCGGUGCUCGCCGAGCCCGAGCCGCAACCCCAGCGCGAACCGCAACCCAGCUGCGAGCCCGAACCCGAGUUGCGGCCGGAGCCACAACGAGGCAGCGCGGAGGAUGGAGAAGCCGAGCGGCUGCCUCCCCCCGGGGCGGAGGAGGCGGCGGCAGCGGGAGGCGCCGAGGGGCCGCCGCCGGCGGCGGGUGGAGCGGCGCGUCCCGGCCUGGGGCCGCGGUACCGGGCGGCGGUGGGCCGAGCUGAGGAGUGGCCGGUGAAGAAGAAACACCGUCGGCGGCCGUCGAAGAAGAAGCGUCGCUGGAAGCCGUACUCGAAGCUCAGCUGGGAGGAGAAGCAGCAGUUCGACGAGCGGCAGAGCCUCCGCGCCUCCCGGCUGCGGGCUGAGAUGUUCGCCAAGGGGCAGCCGGUGGCUCCCUACAACACGACGCAGUUCCUGAUGGAGGACCACGACCAGGAGGAGCCCGAUCUGAAAACGGGGCUGUACCCGCGGCGGGCGGCAGCCAAGUCGGACGACACGAGCGAGGAGGAUUUCCUGGAGGAGGCGGCGGACGAGGACGGUGGAAGCGACGGGAUGGGGGGUGACGGCAGCGAGUUUCUGCAGAGGGACUUCUCGGAGACGUACGAGCGGUACCAUGUGGAGAGCCUGCAGAACAUGAGCAAGCAGGAGCUGGUGAAGGAAUACCUGGAGCUGGAGAAAUGCCUUUCCCGUAUGGAAGAGGAGAACAACCGACUAAGGAUGGAGAGCAAAAAACACGGGGGGGAGGCGGCGGAGGCGGCGCGGGUGCGGCAGCUGGAGCUGGAGGUGGACAGAUUGAGAACCGAGAACCUGCGGCUGCAGCGGGAGCAGGACGCGCCCCGCUCCGAGAAGGGCCCCUGCAAGCCGGGGGAGUGACCGGGCCCGGCCUCGAGCGCCGGGGGGGGGGGGGCGGGGGUGUUGAUGUGUUGGUGGUUUCGGGUUUAUGAUUUUCAUUUUUUUGUGUCUAAACCAAGAAGUGGGGAAAAAAAAAAACCAACAAAAACCCUCCAGGGAAGCUGUAAAUUGGCCUAAACUGACUAAAAAAAUAUAGGUCUAAUAAAUUUAAUUACUUGUAAC
Messenger RNA from Melopsittacus undulatus (budgerigar), 1301 nucleotides. Its product is annotated as HEXIM P-TEFb complex subunit 1. Gene Ontology annotation, cellular component: nucleoplasm; nucleus; cytoplasm. The transcript has a single exon. The coding region runs from base 183 to 1100 and encodes 305 amino acids. Lineage: Eukaryota; Metazoa; Chordata; Aves; Psittaciformes; Psittaculidae. Gene Ontology annotation, biological process: negative regulation of transcription by RNA polymerase II; negative regulation of cyclin-dependent protein serine/threonine kinase activity. The record is from RefSeq and is a predicted model, not a curated record. Gene Ontology annotation, molecular function: cyclin-dependent protein serine/threonine kinase inhibitor activity; 7SK snRNA binding.